AUGCAUCAUCCCGUGUCGUGUUGGCUCCACCGGGUAAGAAGCGAAUUCCAUGCCUGCAGAACGUCCAAGGUCAAGUGUGAUGGGAAGAGGCCUUGCACCAGGUGCAACAAGCUAAAAAAGCGAUGUGUCUUUUUCCACAUCCCAAAGGACCCUGCUACGGAGAGACUCGAAAAUGUCGAAGCUGAGGUUCGUCAUCUCAGAGAGCAAGUGGAUGCUCUACGUGAUCUUCUGCAGUCAUGUUCAGAUUCGGACGCCCGAGGUCUCGUCACUGAGAGACAAGCGCCUCAUAGAGCGAUUCUGCCUUCCGGCGGACAAGGCCCAGAUUGCCAUAUGUCCCCUGCUUCUCAGAUGAUACUUGGGCCCACCGUUGUGCCUCAACUUCCUGAGGGCAGUUGUGUAGAUGCCCCAGCUGGCGACCAGCCUGGGGUACACGGGCUGGCUGCGAGCCCUGGAGAAGUUUCUACCCAUUCUCGCAUGCAAACUGUCAUUACAGAAGCAGGCAGUGUGACGAAGAGAAAAAGGUCUGGCUUCGAGAUACGUGAUGAGCCAGUUGCAGAUUUUAUCUCGAAGGGUUUGAUGACCCCAGACCAUGCCAUUUCUUGUUUCAACACUACUUCUGUAUCGUCCUCCUGGUUUGCUGAUACGUACUGUCAUAAACAGGACAGGUAUAUCCCGAUAUUCGACCCCGAGUACGACACCUUUGAUUCGGUGCGCUCGCGAAGCAGCAUACUACUCAACGCUAUCUGCACAAUAGGAAGCCGCAUCGAACCCAGGUUCGGUCCUCAGAUAUCUGAUAUACUGCACGCAGAGCUCAAGAAAUGGAUCAAUGUCAUCAUCCAAAACAAGAGGUUGAACUGCUUGGAGUCUGUUCAAGCAUUGCUUGUUGUUGCCUGCUAUUCUGCGGAGCGCUCGUUGAUCUUAUCCUUCGCGACUCGAAUGGCCCUAGAUCUGGGCCUGGAUGAAGCGUUUGAGGAGCUGACGCAGCGUAUGUCGAUGGAAGAAGUUGAUGAGUUACAUGGAGCUUCUGGACCUCCAGAGGAAGAAUGCAGUUUGAUGCGAAAAUCCAGAACCUGGUUCGGCCUACUGGUCUUGGAGCAUAUUUUUCGUGUCGAUGGCGGCAAGCCGCCGGGCAUCCGGUUGCUUGGGAACUCACGUCGGUGUCGAAUCUUGCUCAAACAUCCUUCGUCGACUGUUCUGGAUCUGCGUCUGUUCUCCCAAGUUGAGGUAGAUACACCGAAAGGCUGCUUUUCUGUGAACCUAGCUGACCAUUUAUUACAGCUAAACGCCAUUAGAGCUAGUAUCAACGAUACCUUGAGCGGCAAAGAGACUCUUAUUCGCUCAGACAUUGCUGGGUUCGUACAAGAGGUCAAGGUUGAACUUGAUCUCUGGUUCGAAGGACUCGAUCCCCGCCGAAGCGGAAAAGCCGUUUCUCCUGCUCGCACUGCGCGUACAGAAAUGCUGGGCCGAGAUGAUGCUUUACUGCAAGGCACUGCGAUCAAUGGGCGUAGAGAACGUUGCGUGCGUGUUUCCGACCUAGAUCCCUCCCCGGCUCGUCAGCUAACUUCCGACAGAGCGAUGUCUCCCUCCGAGCGAAAUAUCCUCGUCAUGGCCAAGGCCAGCGCCCGCAAACACCUGGUCCUGAUCAGCAGCGAGCCGGACUUCUACCUCGCGAAACUGAAAUACGCCAUGGACUUUGUCUGGGCCAAAUGCGCCUUCUGCUUUCUUCUCCUCCUGAAGCUGUCCCGUCUCCUGCCGGAACGGAAAGAAGAACACCAGGAGCUCCUCGAGCACGGGAACCGACUGCUCAGCGAACUGACCAAGAGCGCGGACUCCCACGGCAACACGAACGGCAGUAGCAAGAUCUACCUGCAGAUUCUCAAGCUCAGCAUCGAGAAGUACGGGAGGGCUGUGCAGGAGAGCGGGAUGGAUGUCGAUCAGGCGGCCAUGGUCCCAUUCUGGGAGCUGUUCGACGCGCAGGCGGAUUUGCAGUCAUUUGUGCCCGAGCAGUUUGUGACGGAAUGGGAUUUUCCAGGCCUGAAUCUGUUCUAUUUCCCUACCGCGUGGCAGGAUUUCUUUGGGGAUUUUUCAUUGGCGAUCUAG
Molecule: messenger RNA, 2100 nt
Organism: Aspergillus fumigatus Af293
Lineage: Eukaryota; Fungi; Ascomycota; Eurotiomycetes; Eurotiales; Aspergillaceae
Source: RefSeq, a predicted model, not a curated record